This is a messenger RNA of Cyclopterus lumpus (lumpfish), 1818 nucleotides long. RefSeq names its product kaptin (actin binding protein) (gene kptn). Gene Ontology annotation, biological process: negative regulation of TORC1 signaling; actin filament organization; cellular response to amino acid starvation. The record is from RefSeq and is a predicted model, not a curated record. Gene Ontology annotation, cellular component: lamellipodium; KICSTOR complex; actin cytoskeleton. Gene Ontology annotation, molecular function: actin filament binding. The coding region runs from base 261 to 1583 and encodes 440 amino acids. NCBI's taxonomy places the organism in Eukaryota, Metazoa, Chordata, Actinopteri, Perciformes, Cyclopteridae. The transcript is spliced from 12 exons.
CCCAACCCGGAUGUUUUGCUUCACGACAACCCGAAUAAUCAUUUAGCAAUAUGCAUUGCAUUUUUUUCGUUAAAAUGAAACAGACUUCGUUGUAACGGAUGGACGAGCGUUACGUUAAGUGUUAACUAACCCGUGUUUUGAAAUAAACGAGCAGCAGUCCCUAUUUCUCGUUUGGCUUCAGCAGACUCAAAAACGACCAUGAACAAUCUCAAUUCGUGACGUUUCUGAACACAUUUGGGGUCUCCGUCUCUUCCUGCAGGAUGCUCCGAGAGUCGUAUCCCUUCGCGGAGGACAGCUUCAGCCGGUUCCCGUCGCAGAGCAACAUUUACGGGCUGUGUCAGGCCGGGGAGCAGGAGCUGUUGGCGGCCACCCUCAAAGGGAAGGUGGUGUGUUUCAGAUACCAGGAGCUGCAGCAGAAGAUCCGACCUGUGGCCAAGGAGGUUCAGUUCACCUACAUCCCAGUUGAUGCAGAGAUCGUGUCAAUCGAUGCCUUUAACAAGUCUCCUCCCAAAAGAGGCCUGGUGGUGGGCAUCACAUUCGUAAAGGACUCUGGUGACAAGGCCACGCCGUUCCUCAAUAUCUACUGUGACUACGAGCCUGGCUCAGAGUUCAACCUGGAGUCCAUCGCACAGAGCUGCCUAAAUCUGGAGUUGCAGUUCACGCCCUUCCAUCUCUACCACACAGAAGUGCAGUGUGACGACGCAGACAGAGAGACGGUGUUUCUGCUCAGCGGGCACGACCAGAGGAUCCACCUGUACAAGGAGAACGCCUCCCUCCACCAGUUUGAAGAGCAGCCGGUGGAGAGACUCUUCCCUGAACUACAGCAACUGCCUAGCAAUGUGCUAUGGUUGGACAUGUUGAGCAUCGCCGGUGGACGGCGACUCUCUGCGUUUGGCUGUCAGAAUGGCUGCGUUGGACUGGCGCUGGUCAACCAGACAGGACCAGAGGUUUUGCAGAGCUGGCGCUUCCAGUUUGACAGUCCGAUCUCUUCGGUGCUGCUGUUCCCUCUGAGCUGCCCAACCGAGCCCGACCAGCCCAGCGGAGAGAAAAGUGUGGAAAUGGAAGGCUACAAUCUUCUGGUAACCAGUACCAUAGAGAUGGCAGUUGUCUACAGAGAUGUUCAGGAGCGAGGCUUGUCUCACUCGGUGUGCCUCUCAGAGAGCGACCAGUGGGACGCAGUGCUCUGCGCUCUGGUCAUUGACCUGGAUUUUGACGGGCAGAAGGAGGUGCUGUUGGGAACAUAUGGGCAGGAACUUCUUUGUUACAAAUUCCAGCCGGCAGGGAAAGGACAAGACGAACAGUUUCAGUUGCAGUGGAGGCGGAGCUUCAAGAGUCCUCUGCUGUCCAUCAUCUACUUGGACUUGACCGGGGACGGGCUGAGAGAGCUGGCUGUCCUCACGCUGAAGGGGCUUCACAUCUUACAGCACUCUCUCACCAGCACUGCCGAUUUGGUCCUCGAGCGGCUCGUCCUCAGGGUGUUGGCACUCACGGCCAGCGCCGAGCCGGUGUCGGUUGAAGAGCGGGACACCGAGGAGAAAGAUGCUGAGGAAGAGGAGUGUGCAGCUCAGACCCCAUCCACUUAAGAAAAACAGUGCGUUUGUGGGGGAAACACACUGAUGAAAAACGUCCCGAAACGUCCUGAUGGAUGAGACUGAGACGCGUUUUUCCGCAUCGACACGUGGAACAGGAAGGACUUUCUCCACUUUCCUCGACAGUUCCACUUCCAGACAAUAACGUUCCACUCCGCUCUGUGGUCGAACACGAUGGUGUUUUAGUCUUCUGCAGAUAAUAAAUCACCGUUGGUUCUGUUCACUCUCA